Sorghum bicolor (sorghum) is the source of this 1301-nucleotide messenger RNA. Its product is annotated as protein ODORANT1. The transcript is spliced from 2 exons. The coding region runs from base 190 to 1125 and encodes 311 amino acids. The record is from RefSeq and is a predicted model, not a curated record. NCBI's taxonomy places the organism in Eukaryota, Viridiplantae, Streptophyta, Magnoliopsida, Poales, Poaceae.
GUGGCAAUGGCGUCUCCACUGCACACCGUGAACUUAGCCACUUGCUUUGCCUAUCUUAUUAGCUAUCUACUACGUACUUCCCACAUCAAGCAAAGCCACGACGACCACGACCACGACCACGAGCACGAGCACAGCUUGCCUCUUGCGUUUCUCGGAGUUAAUUUCCUAGCUACACAGCCCAGCUGAGCAAUGGGGAGGCAACCGUGCUGCGACAAGGUGGGGUUGAAGAAGGGGCCAUGGACGGCGGAGGAGGACCAGAAGCUCGUCACCUUCCUCCUCGCCAACGGCCACUGCUGCUGGCGCGCCGUGCCCAAGCUCGCCGGACUGCUGCGGUGCGGGAAGAGCUGCAGGCUGCGGUGGACCAACUACCUCCGGCCGGACGUCAAGCGCGGCCUGCUGUCGUCGGAGGAGGAGAGGACGGUGAUCGACCUGCACGAGCAGCUGGGGAACCGGUGGUCCAAGAUCGCGUCGCAGCUGCCGGGGAGGACGGACAACGAGAUCAAGAACCACUGGAACACGCACAUCAAGAAGAAGCUCAGGAAGAUGGGCAUCGACCCCGUCACCCACAAGCCCCUCCAUCAGCCCGCUUCUCCUCCUCCUCUGACUCGGCAGGAGCAGGACACCGGUGGCGGAUCGCCGGAGAAGGAGGAGAAGGAGAAGGAGAAGGCUGUUGUGGCAGCUACGCCAAGCGUCGGGCACGAGACGUUCUGCGCCGACGAGGUGCUCAUGGCGCACCUCCUUGACGACAUCGUCUUGCCACCGCCGGCGACCAGUAACAGCGGCCUCACCAACGACACCACGGCCUCUUCUCCCGACUCUUCGUCGUCCUCCUCCUCCUCCUCCUCCUCGUCCCCGUCGUCUUACUCGGCCUCGGUGCCAGCGGCGGCGUCGUCGAGCGGUGGCAGCAGCGGCGCCGACGACGGCGAGUGGCCGGAGUGGCCGCAGGUGAUGGAGUGGCCUGAGUCCACCAUGUGGCUGGACGACGUGGUGACGACCGGCCCGGCGACGGCGUGGGAGUUCGAGGACCCCUUCGUCAUCACGUACCAGAGGAUCGAUCUGUUCGACGAUCACGAUGAUCAGCAGGAGACAUGGAACAACGACGACGGCAGGGUCGAGCUCUUCUGAGCUACUACUACUAGCUCUCGUCAUUAGUUUUUUUGUACUUUGUAGUCAAAAGUUCAUCGCCGGCAAGCGUACGAUCGAGAGUUUGCGAUCGAUGCACAGACAGUACCAACCAUCUUUCACAGUCGUUGAAAAUAAGUAAGAAAAAGAGAUGAAGUGGUUGCAGUCUGUUUCCUACA